UUUAGCAUUGGAAUUGGUUAAGAUAUCUUACUCAAGCCUACAAGAUGUAUUGAGCAGAAUGAGAGAUAGUGUGUCAAGAGAAGAGAGCGACGUAAAGGAGUGAGAACUGCUACCGUGCAGGUUCUGAAGCGGAGGCAAGAAAAGGAGAGCUAUCGGGCUCUUUUAUCACACACGUUUGAAACCUUUUUUUGAAAGGUUCUCAUCUCGGGAAAGAGGAAGAAGGAAGAAAAGUGAACGAAAGAGGCCAAAAUAGAAUCGUCCACCGAUGUUUGACCUAUUUGGACACGAGAGAGGAUAUCUGUUUCAUUUAUUUCACACUGGGAUGCGGAUUUUCCCCUCAUCUUUUCUUGACAGCGAGCUUUUGCCCCGCAUCGCUCGUAUCGUACGGAUAUAUACUGAGAAAAAAUUGAGAUGAAGUGGCCUUCGAAAGUAGUUUUUGACGGGGUAACCGCUCGCUAAGGUUUUAUUUUUUCUUUCAUUAAUCGCGUUCAACAGCGGGCGGGAAUUGAUGAGGCACGCGCUCAGUGCUUAUAAAAAAACGGCUGCCCAUUAAAGCUCAUCAUCAACCCAAAUAAAACACUAUCAGAAGAAACAAGACCAUUGAUUUUGUUGAACGGAAAACGCUGAGACAUAAAAAUCGUCGAGGUUUAAUAUCAGGUCUGUUCCCUGGCAUUUCAUACGGAGGGUUUAGUUGAAGAGUGGACAGGACUCUGUGAUGUGGAGUGCUGUUCCAGAGCUAAGUGCCCACUACUAGACUCACAUCCUUCUGAAAACUCAAGAUGGAUUAGAGCUUCACGCCUCCGGAGAUCAAAGGUGCAUGUGUGAAGGGGGACCCCCAGGGCUGGACCCAUGAGGAGUCAAAGAAGAUGCUCACAGCCUGGGCGCCUCUGCUCUUCUUAGCCAUGUGGGUGAGAAAUGCCACCAGUGGCCCGCUCUCAUUCAGAUUAGCUGCCAUUCUUGAUGACCCAAUGGAGUGUAGCCGCGGGGAGCGAUUGGCCAUCACUCUGGCGAAAGACAGCAUCAACCGUUCCAGCAACCGUUCCACCACAGGCAAACUGGAAGUGGACAUCUUUGAGCUGCUUAGAGACAGUGAAUACGAGACAGGAGAGACCAUGUGCCAAAUCAUGUCCAAGGGGGUGGUGGCAGUCCUGGGCCCCUCUGCCAGCCCGGCGUCCAACUCUAUCAUCAGUAAUAUCUGUGGGGAGAAAGAGGUGCCGUACGUGAAGGUGGCUCCAGAGGACAUACUGAAGGUACAGUUUCCUCGCUUUACUACGCUGGACCUAAGGCCCACAAACACAGACAUCAGCAUGGCUGUGGCAGGACUCCUAACCUUCUUCAACAGCAGCACGUCAUGUCUCAUUUGUGCUCAGGCCGAUUGCCUAUUAAACCUGGAGGUGUUAUUGCGACAGUUUCUCAUCUCCAAGGAAACCCUCUCAGUUCGCAUGCUUGAUGACAGCCAGGAUCCCACCCCCCUUCUCAAGGAGAUCCGCGAUGACAAGACUGCAACCAUCAUAGUGGAUGCGAACGUCACCAUGUCUCACAUUAUUUUGGAGAGGGCCUCUGAGUUGGGGAUGCUGUCAGUGUACUACACCUACAUCUUGACAUCCUUGGAAUUUUCACUGCUACAAUUGGAUGAUUUAGCUGAUCAACGGGUAAACAUCGUUGGGUUUUCGGUCUUCAAUAGGACACAUCCCUUCUUUAAGGACUUUGUCCUCAGUCUCAAUCGAUCCUGGCAGGAAAACUGUGAUCAUGCACCUUUUGCAGGGACACCGCUUUCAUCAGCAUUGAUGUUUGAUGCAGUACACACUGUGGUGGCAGCCGUGCAGGAACUGAACCGUAGCCAGAACGUAGGAGCCACUCAGCUCUCCUGCAAGUCCUCUAAGAUCUGGGAGCACGGCACCAGCCUGAUGAACUACCUGAGGAUGGUAGAGUUGGAAGGUCUAACAGGCCACAUCGAGUUCAAUAGCAAAGGCCAGCGCUCAAACUAUGCUCUCCGGAUCUUGCAGAACAGCAGGGAUGGCCUAAGGCAGAUUGGUCAGUGGCAUUCAGAGCUGGGACUGUCCAUGGAGAGGAAGCUUCCUUCACUCAACGUGACAGAUACACUAUUCAACACCACUCUCACCAUAACUACUAUACUGGAGAAUCCGUACGUAAUGCUGAGAACCAAUCACCAGGAACUAGAGGGGAACGAUCGCUAUGAAGGUUUCUGUGUUGACAUGCUGAAGGAGUUGGCAGAUAUCCUGAAGUUUAAGUACCGUAUUCGGCUCGUUGGGGACGGCGUGUAUGGGGUGCCUGGGGCCAAUGGCACCUGGACGGGUAUGGUGGGAGAGCUCAUCAGCAGGAAGGCUGACUUGGCUGUGGCCGCAUUGACCAUCACGGCUGAAAGGGAGAAGGUCAUUGAUUUCUCCAAACCCUUCAUGACUCUGGGGAUCAGCAUCAUGUACAGAAUGCACAUAGGAAGAAGACCAGGAUAUUUCUCCUUUUUGGAUCCUUUCUCUCCAGGGGUUUGGCUUUUCAUGUUGCUGGCAUACCUGGCAGUCAGCUGUGUGCUCUUUUUGGUGGCAAGGCUAACACCCUACGAAUGGUACAAUCCUCACCCUUGCCUGAAGGGGCGCUGUAGCCUGCUCAUCAACCAGUAUUCCCUGGGCAACAGUUUCUGGUUUCCUGUGGGGGGGUUCAUGCAACAAGGGUCAACCAUUGCCCCCAGAGCCCUGUCCACACGCUGUGUCAGUGGUGUAUGGUGGGCCUUCACCUUGAUCAUCAUCUCUUCCUACACAGCCAACCUGGCAGCUUUUCUCACUGUGCAGAGAAUGGAGGUGCCCAUUGAGUCAGUGGAUGAUCUGGCUGAUCAGACAGCCAUUGAAUAUGGCACCAUGCAUGGCGGCUCCACCAUGACCUUCUUCCAGAACUCCCGUUACCAGACGUACCAGCGCAUGUGGAAUUUCAUGUACUCCAAGCAGCCCAGUGUAUUUGUGAAGAGCACGGAAGAGGGCAUUGCCCGAGUCCUCAACUCCAAUUACGCCUAUCUGUUGGAGAGCACCAUGAAUGAGUAUUACCGCCAGCGCAACUGCAACCUCACCCAGAUCGGAGGCCUGCUAGACACCAAGGGCUAUGGCAUUGGCAUGCCUCUGGGCUCAGUCUAUAGAGAUGAGUUUGACAUGGCGAUACUCAAACUGCAGGAGGAAAACCGCCUAGAGAUUCUGAAGAGGAUAUGGUGGGAUGGUGGCAAGUGUCCAAAAGAGGAGAAUCAAAGAGCGAAAGGUUUAGGCAUGGAGAAUAUUGGUGGGAUCUUCGUGGUACUGGUGUGCGGUUUGCUGGUGGCUAUCUUCAUGGCUGUGCUGGAGUUUGUGUGGAUGCUGCAUCACACUCCAGGAACAGAGCUGUCUGUGUGCGAGGAGAUGCUACGAGAGCUGCAGGGCAUCAUGCUGUGUCAGGACAGCCUGCAGUUACGGCGCAGACGCAGAGCCAGCGUGCUGAGACCACAGCCAAUGCCCCUGGAUGAGCGGCGGGCACGGGCUGCGGCAGCGAGCCUCAGUAACGGCAAGCUUUGCACAGGCACAGGCCUACCCGAACCUCUCUCCCACAGACUGGCGCAGGAGGCUGCCUUGGUAGCGCGGGGUUGCAGUCACAUUCGCAUCUGCCCGGAGUGCCGGCGCUUUCAGGGCAUUCGAGUAUGCCCAGCCGGUCCCCCAGGACCCUCCCGCACCAACAGUGAGGAGAGUAUAGAGUGGGAGAAGGGCGCCAACAACAGUGAACAUGAAUAACCUCUUUGAGUCUAGUUUCCUUUGGACAGGUGUUAAACGCAGGCUGUGCAGGACCCGGGGCAUUCAGAUGGUGAUUACAAAAAUGUUUGCUCUAGAAAUCGGACUCUGGACUGACAAAUGCAAUGCUUCUUUCUGAUAACAGAGCUUAAUGAGGCACUUUUGAGAUGUUUGUGCUGCUCAACUCAGCCCCGGAGCUGUGUCUGGUCUCUGUACAUACUGUCCUUACUGCCCUCUACCAUGAACUGCUUUUGGGACACCCAGCAAAGGGGCUUUGUUCUAUGCGCAAAAUAUUUGUCUUACAGUGCUGUUGAUUUCUUUUUAAAUUAUUCCUCUUUUGUUGUGAUACCAGUAUACUACAGUUGCUAUUACACCUGUUUAGUUUUUUUCCUACAACACGGACAGAGUAUGCAUAGAGCGGACAUCUACAGAGAACAAGAAACAAAGACUCAAUCCACAAUUGUUCAAAAAUAACCUUUUUUUAGAGUGCCAAAAUACUUUGUAUUAAUUUUGUGCUGUUGCCGUCUCAUGGUCCCUAGGGGAUAACUACUAUGAGAACUGAACACAAAAACAACUAUGAUCUGUUUUUGAUAAUAGUGAUAUUCUAUUAAAAAGGUUUUUGAGAUGUUUCUGAAUGUCUGAUGUGCAUGUAAGAGGGUUUUAGAUGCUUUUGAAUGGGAUAUUUUUUUCUGUCUGAGAUUGAUUAUUUUUGUUUAUUUUACACUUUUCUUUUCAUUCUUUUGAUUCAGAUUCAUAUUGUUGCACUCCUUGGAUAUGAAAAUUGCACAGAGUUGUGUAAUAGUCGAAGAUUACACUUUCAUUCUAAGAAACUCAUUAUAAAAGUAAUUUGGAUACCUAUUUUAAAAUUUCCAAUGGCUUCUUCAGAAUACAGGCCGAACUUUUGGGUCGAAACUAGUUUGUUUACUGCAUAUCAUUGAAAAACAUGUGAGCAAAUCAGGAAAGGAUUCCUAACAGAGCCAGAGUGAGAUCUGAACUCAGAUCAUCAGAUGAUUUCAGUUCUGUCCAGGUUUUACAUUCGUCUGUACCACUCAGUACACAAUGAAAUCAGCUCUAUACCAACAGGGUCACUCCAUUAUAAGACAUAGGAGAAGUAGUAAAUUCAGGUAUUUCUUUUUAUAUAUUACAUAACGUCUUAUCAUGCAACUUUAAUGUUGUUUUCAUUAGUUUUCAACCAGAAAUUUUAUUUAUGUAAUGUCUUGGUUUUAUCCUUUGUUUUUUUUAAAGAAAGACACAUUUUUAAAGGUUAUAAAAUGGAUGAUUCAACAAAAACCAUUAUAGUGAUAUAUGAACAUACCACAGUCAUGCAGAAUUUGGAUACCGAAAUGAAAUUAUUUUAUCAGGCAUGAUGUUACCCUCAACUUGCAGUGCCAAAUUGUAAUAAAUUGCCUUCACAUUUUGGAGAGCCAAUAGAGGUUACCAUCCAUGUUGAUUUUUUUGUGCAUUUCUAUUGAACGAAAUCCAUUUCUACAUAAUAUUUCAAUAUGGUGUUAGUGCCUGAUGAAAAU
Messenger RNA from Myxocyprinus asiaticus (Chinese sucker), 5287 nucleotides. RefSeq names its product glutamate receptor ionotropic, kainate 4-like. Gene Ontology annotation, biological process: monoatomic ion transport; modulation of chemical synaptic transmission; synaptic transmission, glutamatergic. The transcript has 21 exons. NCBI's taxonomy places the organism in Eukaryota, Metazoa, Chordata, Actinopteri, Cypriniformes, Catostomidae. Bases 867 to 3764 code for a protein of 965 amino acids. The record is from RefSeq and is a predicted model, not a curated record. Gene Ontology annotation, cellular component: presynaptic membrane; kainate selective glutamate receptor complex; plasma membrane. Gene Ontology annotation, molecular function: transmitter-gated monoatomic ion channel activity involved in regulation of postsynaptic membrane potential; kainate selective glutamate receptor activity.